AUGAGAACCUUAAGAAGCUUCGAUGGCUUCCCUUUAAAUUUGAGCAACUUCUAUGGUGGCUGCGCUAUUCUUCUUCUUCUUGUUGUUGUUGUUACUUUAUUGUUUCUUCUGAACCGUAAGAGCAGAUCCCUGUUGGCGUCCUCUUUGAUCUCCGAUUCUAGCAAUUUAAACCCAAGAACCUCAAACACUGUCACUGAUGCUGAUUUGAAGUUUUUAAUGGAUGAAAUUCUAAAUCAGAACCAUAAAUGGGAGGAUGUCAUAGAUAAACAAAUCAUCAUCUAUGCUACAAAGCUAAAUCCACAAAACCUAAGAACUUGUUGUCCUUGGAUGUUGCAGAAUGGUCCCCUGAAAUAUUGGAGUAUGACUGUGUUCAAUGAUAUUUCCGCCGAGAUGCUAAGAAACUUCUACAUGGACAAUCACUACAGAAAGCAAUGGGAUAACACUGUGGUCGAACACAAUCAGCUGCAGCUGGAUGAAUCUGAUGGUUCUGAAGUUGGUCGUACAGGUCAGACUCCAUUGUUUCCUCGUAUUUUUGGUCAUGAAGCUGGAGGGAUCGUGGAGAGCGUAGGUGAAGGUGUGACUCAUCUGAAACCAGGGGAUAAAGCCCUGCCUGUAUUCACAGGGGAGUGUGGUGAAUGUCCACAUUGUAAGUCGGAGGAGAGCAACAUGUGUGAUCUUCUUAGGAUCAACACUGACAGAGGUGUCAUGCUCAAUGAUAACAAGUCUAGAUUCUCUAUCAAUGGAGAGCCCAUAAACCAUUUCGUGGGCACCUCUACAUUCAGUGAGUACACAGUGGUUCAUGCUGGAUGUGUUGCAAAGAUCAAUCCUGAAGCACCACUUGACAAAGUUUGUAUUCUCAGUUGUGGAAUAUGCACAGGUCUUGGUGCUACUGUGAAUGUUGCAAAACCAAAGCCAGGUUCUUCAGUUGCUAUCUUUGGGCUUGGAGUUGUUGGCCUUGCUGCUGCUGAAGGUGCAAGGAUCUCUGGUGCAUCAAGAAUCAUUGGAGUUGAUUUAGUUUCCAGCCGAUUUGAAUUAGCUAAGAAGUUUGGAGUGAAUGAGUUCGUGAACCCGGAAGUAGAUUAA
Molecule: messenger RNA, 1083 nt
Organism: Vicia faba (fava bean)
Lineage: Eukaryota; Viridiplantae; Streptophyta; Magnoliopsida; Fabales; Fabaceae
Source: the annotation of a GenBank genome assembly